AUGACUUAGUUAUAGAAGUCUCUACUAGUGAGGAUGAGACCGAAUGUAUUGAGGACCUGCAAGAUGCAUAUAAUGAGUUCUAUAAGGAGUGUCCAAAACAAGGAGAAAAAUUGCUUUCAUUGAGCAUGAGGCUCAAAACGAGUGAAGAUGAAAAUAAAACACUUCAUGUGCACUUAGUUAUGUUCAAGGCUUAUGUUGUUGGGCUUGAGGAGGAGAAGAAGUUCCUCCUUGACAAGUUGAGCUUCCUUGAAUGA
Messenger RNA from Ilex paraguariensis (yerba mate), 254 nucleotides. The record is from the annotation of a GenBank genome assembly. NCBI's taxonomy places the organism in Eukaryota, Viridiplantae, Streptophyta, Magnoliopsida, Aquifoliales, Aquifoliaceae.